AGAUAGUGGAUUUAAAUUGCCGCGUCAUCGCCAUCGUUUUAUUUUACUUUUAACUUACGAAGUCUCGAAGUAUGGAUUUGACUUGACUAUGUUGUACGUCGGGCCAGUCGGCAUAGAAGUAGAAGCUUAAACUUUUUAACACUUCAGGAAACUGCUAAUUGUCUGUAUUCUUGGGUGAAAAAAAGUAUUCCUUUUAGCAUAACAAACUAAGAGUUUGCAGAUUGAGUCAGUCUUGAGUAAGUAGUAAGUAUGCCUCCUUAGUCCUUAGUAGUUAGACUGAUGUUUACUUUGGACUUUGAGUUUGAGUAUAAAAUAACUAUAGGUUAUAGGACUUAAACUUUAGUCUUAGUAAGUAAAAAUCAGUAUAAUUUAAUUAGGCUAUGGCUAUAGUCAUGGUCCAAAUAAUUUAAUUAGUGAAACUUCUCUUGGACCAAAAACUAAUGAUAAUUAAUCAUAAUUAAUUAUUAAUGUAACUGUAACUGUCUUACUCUUGCUUAGGACUUAGGACCACUUAGAAUUUGAAACUUUAGCAUCUCACUAGUCACUAUCACUAGGACUAAAAGUAAAACUAAUGUAACUUCUCUAGGACUAAUUAAUAAUUGGACUUCUAAAGGACCACAUUAAGUUAAAGUAGUAGUAGGCAAGUUCAAGUAGGCAUAUGGCUAUGGAUGCAUUUGCAGUAGCAUAGGGUUAUUUAAAAAGGUAAAAGGGCCAUCCAUAAAUGGUAUGAUGUCAUCAUUCACUUGCUAUUUAUGAUGUCAUUCACCAUGUCAGUCGUCCAUUAAUUAAAUCAACAAUUUAUACCCAAUUUUUGACCCCCUCCCCUGUCAACAACUGUCAAACUUUCAAUGACCUCCCCUAAGCAAUUAUGUCAACAUUUUCUAAACACCCCCACUCCCCCCCAAUAAAAAAUUUAAAUAAAUAAAUUAAUGAAUUAUAAUAUAAAUGAAUUUAUACAUACAUUUUACUUUGUGCCGAUCUAUUGUAAUGAUACAAAAUUGUAGGAAAAACAUUUUAUUACAUCUUUAGCUUGUGUAAGUGUGAAGUUUUUACACUUAAAUUUUAUAGUGCAGAAUCAAUUAAAAGGUUGUUAAAGACUAAAUAUCAUUGUUUGUGGUAUAAAUAUGAUUAUUGUCGGUAAAGCUGACAAUUAUAGUAUAGUUUCUAGCUGUUAUCAUCUUCCCAUUGAGUAGCCAGGUGUUGCUCUUUCAUAAUAAAUGUGCAUCAGGGACAUCUCCCCCCCCCUCCCCCCUGAAUUUGCAGGUUUUAUUUAAAUUGCUAUGUACUGUGGCGCCUCCAGUAAUAAACAACGACCAAGUUUUGAGAAAAUCCUGAAAUGACGCCCCUGAUGGCCAUAGUCUAUAGUAGCCCGAUUUAUCAUUUUCAUCUUGCGGAACUGACAUAUCAGACAAGUCAAUAUCAUCCUUAUCUAACCAUUCAGCACUUAAAAUAGAAGCAUUUUCCUUGUGAACAAUAAUUGUCAUAAGCUCUCUAUCUCCUUGCAGCUUCUCACAUUGGUCGAAUCCUUUUUUGUUGAGGAGCAGGUGCUAAUUCCUUAUGCUCAAGAGGGCAUUGUUGACCAUAAAAGCCUAAAAAUUAUAAGACUAUUUACACUCAUUUACACUUAUACAAUUUUUAAAAUAAUGUAAUAACCAGUCAAUUUUUUUAGAUUAAAAUUUUAAUAGAGAAAACAUGAUUGUUGACGUCAACUAAUCUAAACCCCCCUCCCUCCCCCUUGUCAACAACUGUCAAACAUUUCCAAACACACUCCCCCAUUUUGUUGACAUAAUUAAUGGACGCCCCCUAUGGGGGAGAAAGCAUUUCAAGAUAUUGCAAUGUAUUAAGUAACAGAUAUUACUUAGAUUAUGUCACACUUUAAUUUAAGUAAGUUAGUCAUAUUUUAUUGAAGGGUGACUCUUUUUUUACUAAAGAGCUAGUUCUAUUUUAAUUACCUUUAAGUUUAAGAAAAUCUUCUGGAGGCACAGGUAGGGACGGAUUAGGAGAACGAUUGGUUCCAUGACACCUGGAGUAAUAUUUAAUUCUGAAACUUAAUGUUGCACCUAAACAGCAACCAUUAAACAAAUUGUACAAGAAGAAAUAAGCUCCAACCAUCUUAACCUUUUCCUCGCAACCUAAAAGGCAACAUUUGCAUUUCAAAAAAUUUAUCAUAACUUAAAUUUUAAUUAUUUGAUAGAUUGUCUGUUCAGUACUUCUGCAACAGGUCGUCAUGUACUUUCAACAACAGAUAUAAGGGUUAAGCAGGGGUUUUUAGGGGUCCAGAGAGGCCCUGACUUAAACUCAUAUCUUUUUAAGCCUCCUCUGUAUAGUCUUUUAAAGCUAAAAUACUUAAGAAAUAAGAACUUUAUAAAAUUUUAUAAAAAUGUAAAAAAAAUACACUACUUAUUGGUUAGAAAUCAUUUUUGCUUUUGAAAUUUAGAGUUAUUGGAUGAACUUCAGUUAUACAUGUGUAAAUUUCAAAGGGGCCCAAAUUUGAGAUGUGGUAAAAAUUAAGCCUAUAAAUUUUGAAUGCAAAGGGCUCAAAAUCAAAAAAGCGGCAGGGGCUUCCAAAAGUCACAAAACUGCCCUUCUUUAGAUCUUGCAUGAUACUCUCCAUUAUUCCUGGUUUUUUAACCCUUAAAUUGUGUAAGCUAAUCCUAUAAAUAGACCAUUAAUAUAUAUUAAAGCUCCCUAGUGUUGUUUGUGUUUUAAAAGAGCUUAAGAAAUAAACCACAAAGUAAUCUAAUUCAUUUCUUAUUUUAGAUAUUUAUUUGAUACAUAUUAUUUUAUUUCCACAGUACGCAGACUUACAGUACACAGCUUGUAAUUAGAAAAUGGACCAUGGUGAAGAUCCCAUUGGACAUUAUCCACGACUGGUUGAGUUUGAAAAGACAUUUAGAAAUCCUCAUGAUCAGUUACCUGUUAUGAGACGUUUUCAGUUAGCAUUAAAUAAGCGCAUUACAAAAUGUAAUGUAAAGAAUACGUUACUGGGAUAUUUCCCAAUUGUUGAAACCAUCAAGACUUACAAGCUGAAAGAAGAUUUACCAAGUGAUUUAAUAUCUGGGAUAACUUCAGGUGUUAUGAUGAUUCCUCAAGGGAUGGCAUUUGCAGCACUUUCGACGCUCCCAACAAUUGUUGGACUUUACAUAUCAUUCUUUUCGUCUAUCACUUACUUUCUUUUUGGAACUGGCAGACAGCUCUCCUGGGGUUGCAUUGCAAUCCUCAGCCUCAUGAUUGCUACAGUCUUAGAGAAGUAUGACAUGAGUGUUAAUGGAGGGAAUAAACCAAACUGUAAUUAUGUCACAGAUUCAGUGCUUAACGAAACAUCUUCUUAUAUUGGAAAUUUGUCAAAUUCCAGUAUUGUUACAGAAUCAAAUACCACUUACACAUCAGAUGAAUAUGAGACAAAUAUCAAACGAAUAGAGGUUGCAAGUGGAGUCUCCAUUAUAGCUGGUAUACUCCUUAUAUUGACAUCCAGACUUGGAUUGAGCCGUGUGACAAGCCUCAUGUCAAACUCCCUGAUAACUGGAUUCACUGUGGGGAUUUCAUUUCAUGUAGCUACCAGUCAGUUUAAAAGUAUUCUUGGAGUAUCCAUAAAAAGGUAUAGCGGUAUAGGAUCCAUUGUACGAACUUGGAUUGCUGUACUGGAAGAAAUAGGUCACACCAAUAUUGCCACACUGGUAACUUCAAUCAUCAGCUUAUUGGUUCUCUACUUGGUUAAAAAGUUUAUAAAUGAAAGAUAUAAGGAACGCUUGAGGAUACCUGUUCCUAUUGAAUUACUGGUAGUGAUAAUUGCUACUUUGAUUUCUCAGUUUGCAUUUUUCCAUGAGAACUUUAAGGUUGAUGUGGUUAAAAAAAUUCCAGUUGGAAUUCCUGCUCCAAAAAUACCUGACUUAAGCCUUGUCACUGAUUAUAUAGGAGAUGGCAUUGUCAUUAUUGUGAUUGCCUACGCUCAGACCUUAGCAAUGGCAAAAACUAUGGGACUUAAGCACAAUUAUGUUGUAGACUCCAACCAAGAAAUGUUGGCCUGUGGAGCUUGUUCCCUCGUAUGUGGUAUUUUUUCUGGAUAUAUAUGUGCAUCUUCUGUUUCACGCACUGUAGUUCAAGAUGGAGCAGGAGGGAAAACUCAGAUUGCCUCUUUAUUUGCAGCAUGUCUGGUUUUGCUCGUCAUCAUGUUGAUAGGACCAUACUUCUACCAUUUACCCAUGUGUGUACUGUCUGUCAUUAUCUUGGUUAACCUUCGUUCUAUGUUUCUUAAACUAUUAACGAUUCCUGAAGAGUGGAGAAAGUCUAGAUAUGACUGUGCGGUUUGGGUGUUUGCUUGUUUAGCCACAAUUGUUUUGAAUGCUGAUCUCGGUUUACUUGCUGGCGUGCUCUUCUCUAUAUUUUUAAUAAUAUUAAGAACCAUGCUGACCCCUGUAAUAGAAGCUGGGCAGAUUCAGACUAGUCCGCUAACUGUAGAACUUAGGUCCAUUAAUAAUUAUUCAGCUGCAAAAAUUCUGAGAGACGUAAAAAUCAUUAAAAUUAAAACACCUCUUUAUUUUGUCAAUGCUGAUAUAUUUACUUCCAAAGUUUUCAGUAAACUGAAAGUAAAUCCUAUCAAGUUAAAGAAGCGUAUGAAAGAGUUUAAAAUUGAAAAGGGAGAAACACAUGAAAUGAAUGAUGUGUCUAAUGGUAAUUUGUUGAAAGAUUCUGAUAGGAAGCCAGAUGUUAAGGUUCUAAUAUUAGAUGCUGCUGAAGUUUCUUUUAUUGAUUUAAUGGGAGUGCAGGCACUUCAGUUCCUAAUCAAUGAGCUAACUUCUGUUGGUGUGGAGGUACUGAUCACUUCAGCAUCAGAGAGUAUCAUACCUAUGCUUAUAUCAACUGGAUUCUGGAAGAAGCACGGCGACCGUCUCUAUCUAUCUGUUGAGGCAGCAUUAGCCUCAAUUGUAACAGUUGUUUCAACAGAAGUAGAAAAUGAUCUGGGAGCAAAGUCUGAUGUUAAAGGAGAGGUAGCAUAGAUAAGAUUAUAUUAUCGUCAAAAAAUUAUAUGGGAUUCAGAGGCAUUAAGUUUGUUUUAAAGACUAUAUUUAUUUUUCCAAAAUGUACUCCUGUUUCACUAUACAAGCACAUCAUUUAUAUUUUUAUUACAAUUUAAUUAUCUGCAAUACUUCUUUAUGACUUUUUGUGGAGUAAGAGAAUACUCUUCUAAGACUAUGAGACCUGUCAUAUGUACCUUGACUUGAGUGAAUCAAUCAUUGUCUGGUUAUAUUUACAAUAUAUUAGAAUAGACAGAUAGAAAGCUUGAAAUGCCUGGUAGUCUUAUUUUAGAUUGAAAUUUGAAAUAGACAUAUUGAUUGGAAUAGACUUGUUGAUAGAUUAAGUUUGAUCAAAAGUAACUCUUUACUGUACAUAAUAUGAGAAUGCAUGUGGAG
This is a messenger RNA of Lymnaea stagnalis (great pond snail), 5411 nucleotides long. The record is from the annotation of a GenBank genome assembly. Lineage: Eukaryota; Metazoa; Mollusca; Gastropoda; Lymnaeidae.